AUGUAUCCGAACCUUGAUGAGAAUUCUGCACCAGAGGCUGUACAAAGAACCGAAGAGCCCAACGACACUACAGGCGAGGCUUUGGCUAGCGAAACAAUCCAUGAACGAGACGCCGGUUACGAGAAUUUGGACGAGCUCGCCGGCCCAGCCCCCGAACAAAAUCCAGAAGAGGGUUCAAAUUACAGACACAGCAAUCUGGAGGAUGAGCGCGAGGGAGAAGACGAAGAAAAACUCCAUGGUCGACCUCCAGGGACGGACACACGUUGGGAGCAUAGUGCCGCUCGGAGUUCAGCUGGAGAUCCGGAUCGAUUUAUCAAGUUCAAAGUCUGGUCGCAUCUGGUCCUGUGUUCGAUACUUGGUACACUUGCCAGGCUGGGAUUACAAGCACUUACACGAUAUCCAGGGGCGCCAAUACCGAACACGGAGCUGUGGGCCAACAUUGGGGGCAGCUUCGUGAUGGGAUUCAUUCGAGAGGAUAGACUAUUAUUCAGGAAACACUGGGCGAACGCAAAGAUACCGCGCGAGUCGACUCGCACGUCGAAAGAGGAGGGGUCGUCCGAGCCAGACAUAAAAGCCAUCAGUGAAUCAUUCUUGGCAGCGAAGGCAACGAUCCCUGCGUAUAUAGGCGUGACGGUCGGGUUUUGUGGAUCCUUCACAUCUUUCUCUUCAUUCAUUCGAGAUGUAUUUCUCGCUUUGUCCAAUGACCUCAACACCGCGUCGAUCUCGUCAAUGAUCGUGACAUCAACUCCCGAAGCACGCUCAGGUGGAUACAGCGUCAUGGCUGUACUCGGCGUGCUGAUAGUGGAAAUCACAACCUGUCUUGGCGCGCUCUCCUUUGGAGCGCAUAUGGCCACAUUUCUGCAUCCGUUCGCCGACUCUGUAUCGAGCAUCAAUAUGGAGAAAUAUCUAGACGUUCUUGCCUCCAUCCUUGGCUGGGGCGUCUGGAUUGGAGCAAUCAUCAUGGCAAUUCUCCCACCUGAUCGAUUCGGUAGCACGAAAGAGACUUGGAGAAGUCAAGUCUUGUUCGCUCUGGUGUUUGCACCCGUGGGCUGCUUCGUUCGAUUCUGGCUAUCCUUACAGCUUAAUGGGAAGAGCAAGAGUUUUCCACUUGGUACAUUCAUAGCAAAUACCAUGGGGACCCUUGUCUUAGGUAUGUGCUACGCGCUUCAGCAUGUAACGCUGCCUGGCAGUAGUAGAAGUGUAGGUGGAGGUCUGAUUGGAUGUGCGGUCUUGCAAGGAAUCCAGGAUGGAUUUUGUGGCUGCUUGACUACUGUAAGCACUUGGGCAUUGGAACUGAAGGGUUUGCGCACGAGCCAUGCCUAUCGUUAUGGUAUUGUGAGUGUCGGCGUGUCAUUCUGUCUUCUAGUAGUAAUCAUGGGUACAGUGAGGUGGUCUGUAGGCUUUUCUGCACCUGCAUGCAAGAUUUGA
Molecule: messenger RNA, 1428 nt
Organism: Aureobasidium subglaciale EXF-2481
Lineage: Eukaryota; Fungi; Ascomycota; Dothideomycetes; Dothideales; Saccotheciaceae
Exons: 1
Coding region: 1-1428 (475 amino acids)
Biological process (GO): fluoride transmembrane transport
Cellular component (GO): membrane
Molecular function (GO): fluoride transmembrane transporter activity
Source: RefSeq, a predicted model, not a curated record